Messenger RNA from Octodon degus (degu), 634 nucleotides. It is a transcript of the gene CUNH20orf144, whose product is annotated as chromosome unknown C20orf144 homolog. The transcript is spliced from 2 exons. NCBI's taxonomy places the organism in Eukaryota, Metazoa, Chordata, Mammalia, Rodentia, Octodontidae. The record is from RefSeq and is a predicted model, not a curated record. The coding region runs from base 68 to 610 and encodes 180 amino acids.
CACAGGGCCUCAGUCACAAGGCAGAGCCACAGCUACCACGGGCCGUGGCCCCUGAGCUGACCCUGCAAUGGGAAACAGAAGUUCUCAUAACAGGACCAAGGCGCCCAAGCAGCCCUGCAAGGAGAGGCCGCCAGACCCGGACAAGGCCCAGGGGCAACAGUCCUUCAGCCACUUCAAGCAGAAGAAGCCAAAUGCCAAGAUCGUGCUGAUUUUUCCUCUGGAAAAGCGGCGGCAGCGGAAUGAGGCGGCGGCGGGUCUCGGUGUGAGGGCCCAGCAACCGAAUGAGGACGCGACUGGCGUCCGGGGGAGCCUCCGGGCUUCGUCCAUGCUCAGAGGAGCAGGCGAUGGGCCCGAUCGGCGCGAGCGCGCGCACAGGCGCCAGCUGGAGGUCCAAGUUCUGCUACUGCAGCUAGACGCGCGGAGGCUGGAAGAAGGACGCCGCGCUGAAGGCGGGGCCAGGGCUGGGGGCGGAGCCUCAGUCCAGGGGGCGGGGGCAAAGCCCGAGCGGUGUCCGCAGCGACUGUUCUUGCUUCCUGCGACCCGAAGAGAGGCGGAUGCGGAUCGCAACCACGGCAAGCUGAGGCGGCACUGCACUAGCUCGCGGCCCUAAGUGGCCAUCUGGGUCCAGCCUAAU